AUGAUGCUGAAGGGAGUAAUAUUGCUAUUCCUUCACUUGUUCUGCGACAUCGCAUUGGCAGCUCAAUGCGGAAAAGUAUGGCUGACAGUCUCCUCGUUGUGGAGACCAAUCGCUGCUAGCGACAAAGUCAUCGACGCUGAGCUCGAAGUAAAUUGGGAUCUCGAUUGUCCAUCGAGCACAGGAUACCCAGAUACCAUCAAGGUGUUCACUGCUGACCCAGCACAUAACAAAACGGUGAAACCAAAGCUGAUUUUGACCUCGCUGCAACACCCGAGAGGUUAUUAUCGAACGAAUAUCACGGUUGGUCGUCCACCGUUUCCCGGUGGAUGGGACACCAAGGAUGGCGCGACGCUUCCUGGCCCACAUUGCCUGAAACACCAUGCUGCUCUCUAUAAGGACGGGUCAAUCCUCACUAGCUCGUGUUUGCAGAUCUGGCCUACGUGGAUGUACGAUUUGAGGCGACAAUUAGGGAGGCUUCCAAUAGGUAGCCUAAUGAUCCCCGGGACGCAUAAUUCCGGAUGCUAUAAACACGGUGACCUAACGAGGCGAGAUGCGUUUCAAAGAUACCUGUUAACGCAGGACCGCGAUGUGUGGACGCAAUUAGUGCACGGUAUAAGGUAUUUGGACAUCAGGGUUGGUUAUUACCCGUCGAUUCCAAACGGGACCGUUAUCGAGGAGGGCAACCAUAUAAGCAGAUUCUGGAUCAAUCACGAUGUCAUCCGGAUUACCCCUCUAUCCACGAUCAUCAAAGACGUGAGAAACUUUCUAAACGUAGCUAGGGGAGAGGUGGUCAUCAUGGACUUUCAUAGAUUUCCCGUGGGAUUCGAGGGUAGGCCAAGUAGGCAUCGCCGAUUGGCCAUGAUCCUCUUACGAGAAUUCGAAGGUCUGAUCCUGAAACCAGAUAGAGGGGUCGAAGGUCUGGGUCCGACCUUGAAUGAUAUUUGGACCGGAGGGAAACGCUUGAUAAUUUGUUACGGCGACAAGCACACCGUGAAUGAGUACGACUGGCUAUGGCCGACGAUGUCCCAGGCCUGGGGCAACCAGCAGACGGUGGAGGGGUUGUUCAAGUAUCUAGACAAAGUCAUCAUGAGCCCGAAGAAGACCAGGAACAGCCAGAACCCGCUGUGGGCGGUGAUGGCGGAGUUGACGCCGUAUCCGUUGGACAUAAUCUUCAAUUUAGCUGGCGGGCUGCGACAGAUGGCUGACUCCGUGAACAGAAAUCUCACGUACAAGUUCCAGGAGGAAUGGUGGAAAGAAACGAACAUCGUCGCGACGGAUUUCUUCCUUGGAAAUAAUCUGAUCGACGUGUCGAUACAGGCGAACAUCAAGAAGAGCAAUAUCGCCCAGUGGCGCUUGUAA
Habropoda laboriosa is the source of this 1359-nucleotide messenger RNA. Its product is annotated as PI-PLC X domain-containing protein 1-like. Lineage: Eukaryota; Metazoa; Arthropoda; Insecta; Hymenoptera; Apidae. The transcript has 6 exons. Bases 1 to 1359 code for a protein of 452 amino acids. Gene Ontology annotation, molecular function: phosphoric diester hydrolase activity. Gene Ontology annotation, biological process: lipid metabolic process. The record is from RefSeq and is a predicted model, not a curated record.